Molecule: messenger RNA, 6107 nt
Organism: Myiozetetes cayanensis
Lineage: Eukaryota; Metazoa; Chordata; Aves; Passeriformes; Tyrannidae
Gene: GASK1B
Product: golgi associated kinase 1B
Exons: 5
Coding region: 471-2117 (548 amino acids)
Cellular component (GO): Golgi apparatus
Source: RefSeq, a predicted model, not a curated record
UUUAUAGCAGUUCAUAUGCAAACCACCUCUCAGUAAAGUUAGCUUCCAAAUGGUACUUAGCCUACAAUGAAAUACCUAAAUGUGAAUCAUAUUUAAAACUGAAAUAUGUGCUAGACGCCAGCUCAGUUACUUUUAUUGACCUGAGGAGUUUACCAGAACAAAGGAUGUGUCAAGCUGAAUAGUUUGUAAGGGAAAUACAUCUGAUCUUUUGGACUACAAGUCAGUAAACUUUGCUUACGCAGCUGGCUCCAUUCAUUCCCUGAAACCAAUCACUUUCCCUGUGGUGGCUGAUAAGAAUUUAACAGCUUGAGAAGGUGGAGUGUCAGCAUCCUUAGUGCUAAUCACUUUCCCAGGCAUAUCAGUAGCCUCUGUCCAUCACCCAUGCUGAAAGCUGCUUGGAAAACAAGAAAUAGAAAUUGGGGAAGGGAAAUCAUGCAUCAUCAUCCUGGAUGUAAUAUACAGAAGACUUUAUGCUGUUUUCAUCAUGUGGAUUCACUAGAGAAAUGACCACCUUUGAUCGGCCAAGUAAAAUCAAAAACUUAUUUAUUUGCUGCUUGUGCCCCUCGCGGGUGUUGAGACUCUGGACUUGCAGGCGCCCAAGGACAAGGAGGAAUCUGCUCGUGGGCACCGCCUGUGUGAUCUACCUGGGAUUCCUUGUCAGUCAGGUUGGGAAUGUUUUACCCCAGCACAAAGGAGGACAUCAGAAGAUCAGUUCCAGAAGUCUCCAAGAUGCAGCCCAAACUCCUUUUCUGGGCAUCCCACUGGAUGGCACCCUGUCACCACCCAAUUUCCAGGAACCCCAGCUGGGCAGCAAUGGGACCUUGCUGCCACCCAAUGUAGUUUAUAUCACCCUGCGGUCCAAGCGCAGCAAGCCUGCCAAUAUCAGAGGCACAGUGAAGCCAAAGCGCAGGAAGAAAAAUGCAACACCUUUGUCCUAUGGGCAACAUUUUCCAAAAGCCACUUUUACGGGCCUGGAAGAGGCCUUUGCCCAACAGCCAGGGAGGGCUGUGCAUGCCACAGGCACAGUGGGAGCAGCAGUAGCUCUGGAAGCGAGAAAGUACCAGCUGGAUGAACACAGACAUAAAGGAAUGGCAGUCGGGGAGAGGGGUCACCGGAGACCUGGGAUGAUUUCUGGAGCUGUGAAGGUGCAGCCCCAGCCUGAGGAAAGCAAUAUCAGGAUUUACAGUGAGAGCUCUCCCUCGUGGAUGAGCAAAAAUGACAUCCUAAGCAUGCGAAUGCUGGCAGAUUCUCCGAUAGAGAGCAUCCAAGAAGUACCUGCACACAGUGCAGUCCUGGUAGUGUUUGCAGGAGGUCCCGGCACCACAGGAACUGCUUGUGAUCAAGGACGCUGUGGGAUUGUCAAAAGACCCGUCGACAUGAGCGAGGUGUUUGCCUUUCAUUUGGAUAGGAUCUUGGGGCUAAACAGGAGCUUACCUUCUGUAAGCAGGAGAUCAGAGUUCUUCCAAGGCGGUCAAGCCUGUCCUGUUAUUCUCUGGGAUUCCUCACUGAGUCCAACAGAUAAUAGUACCCAUUCUUCAGUGAGGUUAACAUGGGGACGAUAUCAGCAGCUGCUGAAGCAGAAAUGCUGGCAGAAUGGUAAAAUUCCCAAAGCUGAGUGGGGCUGUACUGAAAUCCACCAUCAUGAAUGGUCCAAGAUGGCACUUUUCGAUUUUCUUCUGCAGAUCUAUAAUCGACUAGACAGAAACUGCUGUGGAUUCAAACCUCUCAAGGAGGAUUCCUGCAUGCAGCAAGGACUGAAGCUGAAAUGUAAUGAUCAGGAUGCUGUUGACCUGACACACAUAGUUCAGAGAAGGCAUGACCAAAGGCAUUUGGCCUUUAUAGACAAUAAGGGUUUCUUUGACAGAAAUGAGGACAAUCUUGACUUCAAAAUACUGCAAGGAAUCAAUGAAUUCCCUGAAUCUGCAGUUUCAGUACUGAGAAGCCAGCGUUUACGUGAGAAGUUGCUCCAGUCUUUGUUCCUUGACAAAAUAUACUGGGAGAGCCAAGGAGGCAGAAAAGGAAUUGAAAAGCUUAUUGAUGUAAUAGAAAGGAGAUCCAAAAUUCUUCUUACUUAUAUAAAUGCACAUGGAGCCAAAGUAUUACCCAUGAAUGAAUGAAACAGUCUUGCUUCCAUCUGAGAGACAGUCCUUAAAAAAUUCUGUGUGGGACAAAAAUUGACAGUAAAAUUGAUUUAAUUCAUAGAAUUAUUUAAUUCUUUCCUCCAAACUUUCAAAUUUAUUUUUAAAUAAGGAAUCUUACAUGGUUUAAAAGCAACACUUAAAUGUCAGCUGCAGCUUAACACAGUGAAGUCUCUUCUGUGUCACCAGUGGCAUGAAAAAUAACCAAAUGGUACAAUAAAUAAUAUACAGUAAUAUGUAGGUACCAUGAACACUCCUUCUGUUAAACUGUUUGAAAAUUAGUAACAGGGUUUUCAGUACAUUAGUCUGGAUUACUCUUUCUUCCCUCUUUCAAGUCAGUAUAAGUUUUUCUCACAAGUUUAAAUGGGACCAGAGAUGUGUAAGCUUAAUACAUUGAUGACAACUGUCAUCACAUCUACUUGCUGGAACAUAUAUACAGGAACUUGUCUUUUUAUUAGGAAUACUAAGAUCCCAACAUUUCCAAAGGCUUGUUUUAUUUUAUUUUGGUCUUUUGAAAUCUGAGAACUAAAUUCAGCUCUUUUAAAGGCAGGAGUGCUUGCACUGGACAUGAAAGAAUUUUAAAAGUAGAGUAAGGAGAACAUGGCUUUAACAGUAAUAACUAUUUUGACAAAUACAGUUUUUGCCUGUCCAAUCUGGAGUACAAUUCAUCAUGAGUCACUCAGUAAAAUGUACUAUUUUCAAUGCAAGUUGUUCUGAUGUGUAGGUGGAUAAUCUGAUAUUGUCUGUCUUUUGAUUUCUCACAGAAUUGUCCUUUGCUACCACUAUUUUUAAAAGUGGCUUUAGCUUUUUGUGAAUAUGCUGCUACGUUUUAUUUUUGCAAAAUUCUUGACAAUAUUUUUGAGAAUUAUCAAAAAGCAGACCUACUAACAACAUGAGCGUUGUUAAAUCCAGCACCCAGGAUAUGUUUGUUCUGUGUGCUCAGCUCUAGACAGCAGUUCAGGCUCUGAUUUUCCAUUAUGACCACUGUGGAGCGAUAAUUCUAGAUGAUGACUUGUCCCAAGUGUUCCCACAGGUAAGGUUGUUAGAGAAGGUUGGAUAAGCACUUCAGAUUUCUAUCCUCCAGAAAUAAAGUAUCAAUUGAUUCUACCUGUUUGUUUAGAAAGACUUUUAUCACCUUUCUAGAGAAAUAUCUAUCAUCCGCUUGCCAUGAGAUAAUGGUAGAAGUUGGAUGCUUUCGUAGCUACUCUUGUCUUUAUGUAGAGUAAAAAAAUAUAUGAUGUAUAAGAUUUAAAAAUAUUUCUAAAAGUGCUUGUUUAAUGUCAUUAAUGAGAAACUAAAAAUGUCUUAUCACUGUUAGCAUGGAUGGCUGAAUUUAACAUUUUGAAUACCUACAAUACCACUAAAACCAGCUUAAAUCAGUUUUUUCUUUAGUAUCAGAAAACCCAUUAACAAUGAUUGCAUUACUAGAAGAAAUAGAUCUCAUUAUAGACAGAGUUGAAAAUACCUUGUAAAAUUUUAAGAGCUUAGCCAGCUAAGUAAUAUCUUAUUUUAUUUUGUGGGCAAAGAACAGAUAUAAAUUUGUUAAAACUUACUAGAACUUAUUGCCUUGAAAACACAUGUUUUAGAGUGCGUUAGACUUUUUAAUAUCAGAAAAGUAGAAUUUUAUAGGACUUUCAUCUUAGCCCUUUCUUAAAAAUGUUGUAACUUAUCAGCCAGAUGAUUUUUUUUCACAGAAACAAAAAUGUUAAUUUGGCUUGCACUGUGAACAGAGUCUAGAGGAAGAAAUAAUCCUCAAGAUCCAUUUUGCAUGGAAUUCCUGUUGCAGUGAAUUUCACUCUUUGAUGGCCAUCAUGAUCAAUUUGUCUCAUUUUCUAGCCUAUCUCAGUUUUCUUCCUGCAAGAUAUCUGUUCAAAUGGAUUAUUUCCAGAAUUGGCUCAUUGCCCAAGAGGAGAAGGAAAUUGAAAGUAAGGAUUUUUUUACCUUUUUUCAGGUUGGGUCGUUUAUUUUUAUGGUGAUAAUUUGAUGCAUUCUUCUCCAUUUCUUCUGGACAUGGACUAGUGUUUCCCUGAGCAUGACACAUGCUCUUUUAUUUGCCUGGCAGUUCAGUGCCAGCUCUUAAAGCAGCAAUGUAAUUGCCUACUUGUAAGAAAUUGCCCUGAGGCUGAUCUGGACCAUGACCUCUCAGUUGUCCUGAGUUUAAGAGAUCUGAACAGCCAUGAUGCUGUGCAGUACUUGAAAAUUUGACCAAGCAUGAAAAGCUUAACUGUAAAUAGUAGAAUUUCUGGAGACUUUCCAAGGGCAAAGAAAUACUUCUUUCUCUGAAAGUCUGAAUUUGUGUCUAGGACAAGGCAUUCUGCAUGCUGCUCUCAUCUUACAAUGCUGCAUUCUUAUUGCACUAUGCAUAGCUGGAGGCUUUGCUCUCUAUGCUGUAUUAUCAUGCCAUAUUUCUUAUCUGUGCAGUCACUCUCAUAAGUCUUCAGGUAAGUCAGGAGAAGCUGUGUGAUAUUGGACAGUGGGAUUGGACUGUAAAUUGCUUCUGAUUCUCUGAUGUUCAUAACAAACUCCAGAAAGUGCUUUUUUCUCCAUAAUGUUUAUCCUGUUGCUGUGGAGCUUGGUAUUUGAAUCCAGUAUUGUUAAUAAUGCAAAGUAUGAUUGCAAUAGCACUUGUAAGUGCAUACGAGCCAAGUUCUAGGGGUUUGUUUUAUGAUAUUGAAGAAUUCUGUAUUUUUGGAGUGCAUUUGCAUAAAUGCUACAGUAAAAAAAUACAAAAAAGCACUUUGUUGAGUUUGUUCAUUCUCUGCUACUGCAUUCAAGAUACCUGCUAUCCCUUCAGUAACAGGGGUAAAGUUUAUUAAGAAAUCAGUUUACUUCCUUUGAAAGCAGCAUGACGUUGGACUGACAGGAACUGCACUGUGGCCUAAAUAAUAUUAACUGACAGGGCAAAUCCUGAAGAAGUCUUACUCAACCUAUGGUGAUCAAUAGAAAGCCAAGAGUCUGUGCUUUAGUCAUCUUUACUGGGCUGUCUUCCAUUUCUGGGCAUGUGGGAUCACACAAAGAUUGGUGUUGCACAUUGCUUGGAAGGGUGUAACCAACAGCAACAGUGCAAAACCUGUGGGUGGGAAAAGGCGAUUAUGUCAUUCUUAAAUCUGCCUGAAAGCCAGAACCACAUGAAAUGGAAUUACUAAGAAAGUCAAAAGAGUCUGCUGAUUUCGUAACAUUGGAAGACAGAGCUUAAAAUAAGUAGCACAGGCACAGAUGCCUUAAAAUUCCUCGGGAGCCUGCCAGCAAGUUAAUACUCUUAAAUGUUUCAGAAGCUGAGGACAUGAAAACUUCUGUGGAGCACUGUGAGAGCAGUUUCCUUCUUUUUUCGUGUGUGUAGUCCAUAACUUGCUACAUUAAAAUAAAAUAAAAUAAAGAUAAAUUCCAUGGUUUCAAAUGAGCAAAUACAGAUUUAGGAUACACUAAGGGACAAGGUUCCAUUAGCAAUCCGGGGAACACUUUUGUGCGCAUGUGUGUGUAUGCCAAACAAACAUACAUGUAUAUAUUUGUAUACCUGGGCUUGUUCCUAUAGAAUGGUCAAUUUGGCUAAUAAAGGGUGAGCUGUUUAUGUAAUUUACUGUUUAUAUGUAGAAUUGUAUUUGUAUGUAAGUCAAAUUUCGGGUAUACACAAGUUGAAGUUUAAACAAAACAUUAUUAUAGAUGAAACUUUUGUUCUCUAGGGAUUAACUCUUCCCUUGCCAACACAUUUAUGUAACCUUAUAAGUUUUUUGUUUGUAGGGGAAAAUAGCAAUAUGUUUGUGCCUGAGCUAAACUGCCAGAGUGAUAUCAACUCAGAGGUUUUUAAAAGUUUUGUACUAAAUAUUGAAUUUCUGUUUUAUUUUGGAAUUUUUGAAUUUUAAGAGUCAGUUUGUUUAUCCUUUAAUUAAUACCAGUAAAAGCAUGUUCACAAGUAAUGAAUCAUUUGAAUCUCUGCUGCUAUUUUCAUAUGGUGUCUAGGAAUAUACAAAA